GAAUCGCGCGGCACCAUGGCAAACCUCGACUCGUUCCGCGGCGUCUACAAGGUCGUCGACAAGCAAGACAUUGAUGUCGACAUUUACCUUCCCCAGGAGGAGAGACAUGGAAGCAGCUCACAAAACCCCGUUAUUAUUGACAUCCAUGGCGGAGCUUUCAUGCUGGGAUCCUUCAAGAUGGUCAAUAUGGACCAGAUUGAUGACUGUCUCACCCGAAAAUGGAUCGUCCUUGUUCCCAACCAUCGUUUGUGCCCGCAGGUCAAUCUUCUCGAAGGUCCAAUGCAGGAUUGUCGCGACCUUCUGGCUUGGGUGCAUGACGGCGGGUUGAAGGCAGCCAUCACUUCUCACACAGAUAUUCCCUACGCACUGGAUUUGGAUCAUGUGUUUGCGUUUGGCACAUCAUCUGGAGGCACAUUAGCACUUAGCCUGGGCUUUGGCGUCCCUCGCCCGGUGGCAGGCAUUUUCGACAUGUACGGGCCAUGCAACUUUGCGGACGCUUUCUGGAAGACGACAUUGACAGAAAUUAAAUCAAAACUGCCCACCGAUCUGUCUGAAGAUUUCAUCAACCAAGUCUUCACUGAAGAUCCGGUACCCAUUGAGGGAGGCGUGUCGCUGGAGGGUCAGCGGGUGGGAGGUCCCAACUUCAGCGAUCCGCGCCAGGCGUUUGCCUUUACGCAAAUUGCCAACGGCAGAGUGAUGGAUGCCAUUUUCCCGUCGGGAGAUUGGGAUAAGGUCGACCCGAUUAGAAACAUCUCCAGCAGUUUCCCGCCGACAUUUAUUGUUCACGGCGAUGAGGAUAAAAUGGUACCCCAGUAUCUCAGCGAAGGGUUGCUCUCAGCACUGUCUGAAAAUGGCGUCAAGUGCGGAAUGAGAGGAAUCCCUGAUGAAGGGCAUACAUUUGCGGCCAAAAUGAAAGUUGGCUCACAGACGUGGAACCUUCAGCGGGAAGGAUUCGACUUUCUAGAGAGCCUGAUUUAA
Messenger RNA from Ilyonectria robusta, 978 nucleotides. RefSeq names its product Alpha/Beta hydrolase protein. Gene Ontology annotation, molecular function: serine-type peptidase activity. Gene Ontology annotation, biological process: proteolysis. Bases 16 to 978 code for a protein of 320 amino acids. The transcript has 3 exons. Lineage: Eukaryota; Fungi; Ascomycota; Sordariomycetes; Hypocreales; Nectriaceae. The record is from RefSeq and is a predicted model, not a curated record.